CUGGGUGUGUGACAACAUUUGGGUGAAUUGCGCAACGAGGAGUGGAGCUGGGGAAAAAAACAACCGUGGAUUGGGACAGCAGGAAGAGUUCGCGGGUGGAGGAGUGAUUCAACGCGCUGACUUUUCCAUUCCCCCCCCCAGGGCCGGGCAGCAGCUGCACACCUGGACCACGGAACGGCACGGCACGGCACGGCAGCGGGUAUAACGGUGAGUGAGGAGAGGACGGUGGCGUGUAGACAGCGUGUGAAGAAGACGCAGGCUGUGCGGAGGAGCUGGCGGUUGUGCUGGAGUCCCUCCGAGUCUGAAAAGGUGAGUUUUUUUUCUUUUUUUUGUGAUUUUAAAAAGUCUCGUUUCAACCUGCGGACUGAGCGACGUCACGCUCCGGUGCCUAUGAUACUGUCGACCUACCUGGGGCGGAAACCGUUCAAAAGGGUUGUUCACCGAAGCUUGUCAUUUGGGAUUUCGUCCACUGUUCGUAACGAAGACGCUCAGGAAAACAAAUCAUAAAGUUCCCGUGUGUUGACGGCGACGUCGACGCAUUUACGGCGCUGAAGAAGUUGGGGUAAAAUGGGACAAUGACAUGCAAAACAGAAGCCUAACAAAAUCCCAUGUAACAGUCCUAAAUCACGUUUGUAAUAUUUCAAGAUGGACCGAUAUGGUCGGCGGUACGGUGCCACAAUUUGACUAUGUAGCCUACCCUUUUCCCCCUUUUUUUUUUUUUUUUAACUUUUUGUAGUAAUUUGUAGCACGUACUACGAUUGUGAUUGUUUGACCCGUUUUCUUACAUGGGUGCUUGUUUUGAAGGGUUUUUCUUAAAUAGUUUUGAUCUUAUAUUAAAUGAUAUUUGCUAUUGGGUUUGAUAUGUCCAAGCUGUCUGGUUUUACAGAUAAACAGGCAGCAUGGGUGAGGCACCGGUCACAGAAGGUGAUACUACAGUGAUUCGAUCCGCAGAGUAUGUGGGUUCAUUUCCUGUGGAUGACUGCUGCUUGGAUGAUCAGAUAGAGCAACUGCACACUCAGCUGAGGUCCCUUAAAACAUGCAAAAGAAGCAGACCUGUGUCCCUGAAAUUCUCCAUCAAAGGUGUGAAAAUGUAUGACGAGGAUGAAACGACACUCCUGAUGGCUCACGCUUUGCGUAGAGUCUCUCUGUCCACCGCCCGGCCUAUUGAUGCCCAGUUUGCCUUCGUCUCCCACAACCCAGGCAGCACGGACGCCCAGCUGUACUGCCAUGUCUUUCGAGCCAGGCAUGCCAGAGCGGCCCAGUUCCUAAACCUGCUCCUUUGCCGCUGUUUCCAGCUGUCUUACUUGGAGAAGCACCCAGAGGAGGCCCUGGAAGACUCCGUUGGCUCGAUGCCUCGUCGCAACCCCUCCCUGCUUAACCACGGCUUCCCUCUCAGUGUUAGUGCCCUGGUGUCCUUCAGAAGAGCCCCUUUUCAAGGGUUGUUGCCAGGCACUAAGAAGAAUCAAAAGUCUCCCGAUGACCUGCACAGCAGCCAAGAUGCAGUCUUCCCCACCUCCUCCCCCUCCCUGGUGCGCAAGGAAGCCAUCCGCAAUAAAGUGCUGCGCUCUGGGGCUUUCCGCUCCUUUACUUUCACACCACACAAACAGCGCAGCGUUCAGGAGCGGCUGAGUGCGUCACAAGAAAAGGACAGAGACAAGCCACAGGUGAAGAGAUCCCGUGCUCCAAGCUUGGCCGAAACAGAAGAAGCUCUGGCUCAAGCGGUGUGGUGUUGGGCUGGUAUCGCAGCUGACCACAGCUUUUCCCUGCUUGCAGACGAUGUUUUGGGAUCGUACCUCCUGUGCCCACAUCCUAAAAAACCCAAAUGUGGCUCACUCAUCAUUCGCUUCCCCUCUGGCCUGAAAACCUACCUCAUCGAACACACAAGUAAAGGGAAAUUAGUGCUGGAGAAAUGCAAGACCGAAUUCAGUUCCAUAGUAGAACUGAUCGAACACUAUACAGAGAAUUGGGAUGAGCUGGCCUGUCUGCUGAGCUGUGCCCGGGUAAACCACUGUUACGAGUGGGAGGAAAAUACCAGCAAACAGCAGGCUGGAAAGCCACACAAAAGCCAGAACAAAGCCAACAUUAAAAGUACCCCCAGAAAGGACUGGGUUUAAACCCAUGACACUGGACCUUGUGGAUUGCCAACCUCAGAAUAAGUGACAACUUUUUACUUUUUAUUUUGCACAUAUAUCCUCCCCCUUUAAAUCCUAUUUGGUGUUUUUGUUUUUGGGAGGCUUUACAAACUGUAUAACACAAUGCACCUAUUAACAGUUUUGGCACUUAAUGUAAUCAAAGGGUACUUAUUUGUAAAAGUGUAAUAUUUUGUGCUUGCUGCUUUCUUUGGUAUUUUUUUUUUUUUUUUUUUUAGAAUCUUUAAAAAAAAAUUUUUUUAAUUGUGUCUUGAGGGCAUCUGAGGAGUUUGUGUUUUUUAACAUGUGAAA
Perca fluviatilis (European perch) is the source of this 2441-nucleotide messenger RNA. RefSeq names its product SH2 domain containing 5 (gene sh2d5). Lineage: Eukaryota; Metazoa; Chordata; Actinopteri; Perciformes; Percidae. The coding region runs from base 900 to 2114 and encodes 404 amino acids. The transcript is spliced from 9 exons. Gene Ontology annotation, cellular component: postsynaptic density. The record is from RefSeq and is a predicted model, not a curated record.